GAUUAUGGGGAUUAUCCACCGUCACUAAUUUGCGAGUUGAAGCCAGUCGCUUACGGCUACGGCGAUUGUAUUUACCGUUGCACCGUACCUGUGUUCCUUUGCCCGCACCUGGUGGACCCAAAAGGACGGCCUUGAUCCCUUUCCCUUCGUCCUGUGGCGUUGUUUCGCUUUGUUCUACCGGUGGCAUGAUGGUGUAGCUCCCAAGUGCAGAGAAAAACGAGAAAUAUUGCAGGAGAAAAUUGAAUGAAUGACCUGACUACGCGAAACGUGGAGUAUAAGGAAUGAGACUGAGGCCAAGGUGAACGGACAUGCGUACAUGUAACUUCCGGGUCAAGACUGUGUAGAUUUCUUGACUAAUUUUCUAACCCUUUAAACAUUCCAGCAACUUAUACACCAAUUCAAAUAGAUGUAUUUUACUAAUUCAUACAGUUCAUAUAGAAUACUAAAUGAAAGUUAACCUUGUAUCAGAAAACUCAAUUUUGUCUAAAAAUUGGGUCAAAGGUCACAUGAUAAGAAAAUGUGCAAAAUGGCGGAAGGGGAGUAGACUUUGUAAACUUUCUAAGUGAUCAAGUUGUUAUUUUGUGUUGAUCUUAACUCUCAGUCAAAAUGCAUUUCUCUAUCCCCGAGACACAAGAUUGCAAAGAUGAAUCGGGAUCGACGUACACGGUAUUUAAGAUUCAUGUAAAUGGAGUACAUCAUUGUACAGUGAGAUACAGUCAGCUCCAUAAUUUUCACGAACAGAUGAAAAAAGAGUUUGGUGCCAAUUCACUCCCACAGUUCCCACCAAAGAAAUUUAAACUUCUACAAUUAGGGCCUGCGGAACUUGAAGAACGCAGAGCGCAGUUAGAGAAAUACAUACAAAUAAUCAGCCAAAAUCCACAGAUUGCAAACAGUGAUGUUUUUAAUGGAUUCUUCCUCAGUGCCCAACAGGAAACGCAGCAUGAGGAACCAGAGCGUGUUACUCUGGACGUGUUUCUAAUGAACGGUCACAAAAUAACAGUGAAUAUUUUGUCUACAGACCAGACAGAAGAUGUUUUAGAGACUGUGGCUUCCAACAUCGAACUGAAAGACGAUUUUGUGUUUUAUUUUGGUCUUUAUCUAGUCAAGAAGGAAGGUGGAGAAAAAGAAUUGUCAAUUAUAAGAAAGCUCCAAGACUUUGAGUCCCCCUUCAUUUCCCUAAAGGCUGCAAAUAAAGAUGGCGUCCAUAAAAUUGUGCUUCGUAAAAGUUACUGGGAUUCAUCAUUUGAUGACGACUUAUUAGAAGACAGAAUAGCCAUGAACUUGCUCUAUGUCCAGGCACAGAGUGACCUAGAGAGAGGCUGGAUCCACGCAACUAAAGAACAGAUGAAACAGUUGACAAAUCUUCACCAGAAGGGGUCUAAAAAAGAAUAUCUCAGACUUGCAAGGACACUCAAAUACUAUGGCUUCCUCCACUUUAAAAAAUGCCAGACAGACUAUCCCCAAGAUGGCUGUGCUGUUGUAGUUGCCGCUGGCAACAGGGAACUUAAUUUUAGGAUUCAGGUUUCAGAGGAUCAGCUAAAGGAAGGAAGUUUCAAGAUCACCCGUAUGCGGUGUUGGAGAAUUACAACAACGCUUCCUGAGGAGGAAAAUGAAAACCCAACCGACCCAAAGCCCACACUGGAGAUAGCUUUUGAAUAUCUGAUGGCCAAAGAUAGCCUGAAGUGGAUCACCCUGUUCACAGAUGAGGCAAUCCUGAUAAGCAUGUGUCUUCAAGGAAUGGUGGAUGAGCUAAUUAUGAAGAAACAGGGCAAAAAGAUGAAGAGGCCACAAGAUCGAGUAAAGAGGGCGCCACGUGCAUACCUGAAAAGAGACGGUACAAGCAACGUCACAUACAAUGAGGCUGAUAAUGAGGAACACACCACGAGUACUGCACAGAAAGCAAAGGAAUCUGUGAAGAAAAUUUCAGAUAAACUCCAGUCAUUACGGACAUCAGCUUUGGCGCCUGAUCUGCCAGAAAACGAUGCUUUUGUGGGUGGAAUAGGUGAUGACGACCUCUGAUGAAAUAAUGAUAUUAAAAUCUAUGAUGUCACAACAUUUAGAACAGCAAAACCGGUGAUGUCAUAAGAUUUUGUCUAGCAAAACCAGUGAUGUCAUAAGAUUUUGAAUUGCACUGAGAAGGUGGUCUCAUCUUCACAAAAAAGGCUGAUUUUGAAAGGAGGAAUGAAGAAGAAUGAAGAAAGUGAACAUGGUUGUGAUUGGAUAGAAAUCCUAGGAGGGAUGAGACGAGUUGAAAAGUUGACUGAAAUCCAGUAAUUUAAGGGACCAUAAUAUAAUCAGAAGUCAGAUGCAUAAUAUCUGAUCAAAAGCAAUAAUUACACCAUUAUGUUAUAUUAUAACCAUCGAUAUAUUAAGAUGCAUGGCUUAGUGAUCAAAUUUUAAGAUAGUUAUAUAUCCCAGCCAUUCCAAGUGCAAUAAUAAAAUGGCAAGACACUGUUUCACAAAGUAACUUCAGCUCAAAAAUUAAUCUAAACCUUAGACCGAAAUUUAUCAACUAUUAUCUAGGAUAAAUCCGCAAUAGUUCAUUUAAAUAAAAUAUUAUGCAUUGUUUAUAACAAGAAAGACGUGGUUAAUGUUUCAGUCCACUAUUUACUUAAUUUAAGUGGACUACUUAGGAUUUAUCAAAAACUGAAAUGGACCAAAUAUUUGGCCUAAACUUUAUGGGUCUAAUAGUCCAAAUAUUGGGCUGAAUUUGUCUUGUGAAACAGGUGGCAGGAAGUGUUGGUUGUGACACCCUGAGUUAGAGCGUUUGCUGGAAAUGCCCCUUUGCUGUCAGCAUACCUGUGGCAUUGCUUUUCAGUUCCCAGAUCUUCAGGGUGUAUGGAACUUGAUGACUACAAAACCUUGUACAAAAGUUGGGAGGGGGAAAAUGAAUAUAAACCUUCUGCCAGAGUGUGUGGAACCGAAUGUUUUCUGUUUGUGCAGUUUUAAAUCAAAAUAUAUCUAUUUUGAUGAUUGCCUGUCAGCUAGCAAAAAUUCACUCACACAUUUAUUCAUUUAUACUUCAUGGUAAGUUCACUCACCUUUGAAAUUUUCAGACUUUAACCCACUUUAGUGUUCUAAUGUUUAUAAUCUUACUUCAAGAAACCAGUUGAAAUAAUCAUUCAUACACUGUCUAAAAUUUCACUUGCCAGCAAGAACCCAAAUAUACAUUCACACAUGCAAACUUAGGAGAUUAUAUCAGGUGCCUUAAUGUUAACUUCGCAUAUCAUCAUUAUUAUUAUCAAAGCAGUUUUUGAAACUCCCAAAGAUUUCUGUUAUAUAUUUAUACAUUUAUCCUCAGUGUGUAGUUUCGUAGUGUUUCUGGAAGUAUAGCAAUCUGAGUCAAUGGAAACUUGCCACGAUAAUCCCUGCGAAAAUUUGUCUGUUCCAGGACAUUCUGAAGGACUUCCAAAAACAGUUCUUGAACUGUUAGAUUCAUUACAGAACAACAUUAGAACU
This is a messenger RNA of Lingula anatina, 3459 nucleotides long. RefSeq names its product sorting nexin-17-like. Gene Ontology annotation, cellular component: early endosome. Gene Ontology annotation, biological process: endocytic recycling; intracellular protein transport; signal transduction. The record is from RefSeq and is a predicted model, not a curated record. NCBI's taxonomy places the organism in Eukaryota, Metazoa, Brachiopoda, Lingulata, Lingulida, Lingulidae. Gene Ontology annotation, molecular function: phosphatidylinositol binding.